This is a messenger RNA of Xenopus tropicalis (tropical clawed frog), 4839 nucleotides long. It is a transcript of the gene setdb2, whose product is annotated as SET domain bifurcated 2. Gene Ontology annotation, cellular component: nucleus; chromosome. Gene Ontology annotation, molecular function: histone H3K9 methyltransferase activity; histone methyltransferase activity; zinc ion binding. Bases 521 to 2614 code for a protein of 697 amino acids. Gene Ontology annotation, biological process: chromatin remodeling. The transcript has 15 exons. NCBI's taxonomy places the organism in Eukaryota, Metazoa, Chordata, Amphibia, Anura, Pipidae. The record is from RefSeq and is a predicted model, not a curated record.
CUUUGCUCAUUUAUAUCUUCUAUACAGGAGGCGGCAGUCAGUCUAUAAGUGCAGGGCAGGGCAUUUGCUUUGGUUAUUACCCCCUUUGCUGAAUAAAAUGUAGAUUUAGGUACUGUACAAGGGACACGCUAUAGUAUGUAACAACAUAAUAAGUGUAUACAUCUUGGAUGUGCAGCUUCUAACCCUCACCAUAGCUGUCUGCAACUUUGGAGCAAACCACUUACAAAGAGCUUUCAAACACCGGAGAGUUCCUUUCAGAUAGUUCUUGCUUGCUGCAAGUUAUGAGGUUUCAGGGGUUAAUAUUGGUAUCAUGCAGUACUGAGGUUGCAGGUUCAGUUCCAGCCUGGGCACUAUUUGUAUGAGUCUGUAUUACAUGGCUUUCCUACCAGUACUCUGGUUUCUUCCUGCACUUUAAGGAUACAUGCCAAGAGACGUCCACAUUUUUCUCCAUCUUCAUAGAAUCUAUGUUGUGAAAUUGGAACUGCCCCUCUAGUGAACGCAUCUAAGGACAGUAAAAUAGAUGGAGCGGAGUACCAAUGCUCGGCAUUCAACCCUGAGUUCCUGGACACGAGAAUCAAAUACAUUAUCUGUUUUAUCCAAAGAUGUAUCACUCGAAGAUGCUAAAGAAUACUGGAAAGAUUGUCAAGCGGAUGGAAAAGUAGACUGGAUAUUUGAGAAACUAUUGAACAAGCUCAAGAUUCUUUGGCAGAAAAUAAAAGAUGGAUCAGCAACAAACUUAGAAUAUGUGAGAGCUGUGAUUUUGGUUAAUGAAGCAGAGCAACUAGAAGAGGACACUGAAACCCUCCACACUGAUAUCCAAAAGGAAAAUAAAGUACAAGAAAACACAGAUUGUGCACCAGAAAGAAAGGAGGACUCGUGUGCAGACCUGAAUUCUGAUUGUGAGACUGAUGUUUCAGGUUCUGAGUGUGAGCAUGAGGACCACAGCACAGUUUCACCUCCUGCCACCGGGGCGGUCUGUUUUGGAAAGCAUUUAUGUGGCCCAUCUUGUCUCUCUGACAUUAAUCCAUCUCUGUUGAAAAAAGAAAACCCUCUAAACCUCCCAGUGUCCUGCGACUUCCAGAGAUGGCGUGUAAAGACAAAUGGCUCCGAAUACCCGCCACAUAUCCUAUAUAAAGCUCCAUGUGGGAGAAGCCUGAGAGAUUCUGAUGAAGUGCAUUCUUACCUCACUGAAACUGGGUGCCACUUUUUAGGUGUGGACAACUUUUCUUUCAGUACUCAGGUUCAGCUGGAGAGCCAUUUAUCAAUCAAGCAGGAAAUUGUUCAGGACUGUGAUAUAAGCAACGAUGUUGAGUCGGUGCCAGUUUCACUCUCCAAUGAAAUUGAUGACACAAAACCAACUAAUUUCAUCUACAGAAAGACCUCUUGGCCCCCAGGAUACUCCAUAAAUAAUUUUACAGACAUCUUUGUUAAAUGCUGCAGUUGCACUGAUGGCUGCUUAGAUAUUUCAACUUGUUCAUGCCUGCAGCUCACCGCACAAGCAUUUGAGAAAUUUACAGAUUCAUCCCUUGGUAUUGGUCCCCUUGGCUAUAAACACAAAAGACUUCAAGAACCCGUUCCUACUGGGUUAUAUGAAUGUAACUUGUCAUGUAAGUGUGAUCGGACGUUGUGCCAGAAUCGAGUUGUGCAGCACGGCCUUCAGUUGAGAUUGCAGGUGUUCAAAACAGAUACUAAGGGCUGGGGUGUCCGCUGUCUGGAUGAUGUAGACAACGGGACAUUUGUUUGCAUCUAUGCAGGGAGAAUACUAAUCAGAACUGCUGAUUCUUCUGUAAAAACCACACUAGAGGAUUCUGUGGCAUGUGGUAAUGAAGCUAAAGAAGAUAAUGGAAGCACUUCUGCUCUAAUGUUAAGCAAACGGAAAAGAAAGCCUUCCCAUUCAGACUCUGAAGUCACAGUUAUGCAUUUAACUCCCUACAGCAUGCGCAGCCUGGGAUUAUCUGUCCAUAGGCAAUCAAACACACUCAGUCUAACACAUCUAAGAUCUGGUGGAAGAGAAAUAUCUUUGGAGCCGUUUAGAAGACCCAAAACCAAGACCUCCAUGCUCCAAAAGCGUAGAAGGCAGCUGAUUGAAGAGGGGGCAUGCACAGUUCACAACAGUUCAGAAGAGGAGGGUCCAACACCCCCACAGUCACCUAAGCAGAAGUUCAAUGCAGGAAGGAAAAUACAUAGAAAUGAAAAUUCCGAUGAGACUGCCUCAGGGUAUGUGUCAGAGGAGAGCAGCAGUUCAGUUAUAUCUGGGGGACAUCCUUCAGAAAAACCCACAUGCAGGACUAAGUCAAAGCUAAACAAAAUGACUCCUCAUCUAUCUACCUCUCCGGAACAGACUUGUGAAGAAGACUUGCAUUUCUUAGAUGCCUCAAAAGAAGGGAAUGUUGGAAGAUUUCUAAAUCACAGCUGCUGUCCUAAUCUGUUUGUUCAGCAUGUAUUUGUGGAUACACACCAAAAAAGUUUUCCAUGGGUGGCAUUCUUUACUAACAGUGUAGUAAAAGCUGGAACAGAACUAACCUGGGACUAUAACUAUGUUAUUGGGACUGCACCUGAUCAGGAAAUCCAAUGCCUGUGUGGCCAACAAACAUGCAAACAUAAAAUUGUAUGAAAUAUUUUUUUUCCUCUUUGAUCUGGAAGCAAAACGUAGGCCAUGUGUUGCUGCUUCAGAGUCGUACCAGUGAUCAACAGAGAAACAUUAUAGGCCAUUACAUGCACAAGGGUUCUGCUAUGAUAGAGGAAAAUGUUUGGCUUUUGUAAUUUUAUACUGUACGUGUAAUAUAAUCCUUUUCUGAAACCACUGAUAUCUCAGGAUAUCAAAGGGUUAAAAUUACUUUUAAUAUGAAUGCAUUUUGUUAAAACAGCGCCACCUGCUGGUCGCUUUCCAAACAUAACAUAGUCAAAGAGAUUGUGGAGGAAGUUGUCAGGUGAAAGCAAGAGGGCUGAUCUGAUGUUCUUCUGGCUAGGAAAAACAUUAGAAUCCUCAGAUGUCUUUUCUAAACAGAACUUCAGACCAGCCCUCUUUCUUCUCCUGACAAGUUCAUCCACAACGUUCUCAACUACUUCAUGUUUGGAAAGUGACAAGCAGGUGGCACUGUUGUAAUAAAAUGCAUUCAUAUUAACAGUACUUGUAACCCUUAAUAUCUUGAAAUAAAACAAAUAAAUAAUGAAUCUUACAUGCAUCUAAACUCUACAAAUGAAUCUCGCACAUUAGCAUUUACAUAUAUUGCAUACAUUUUUAGCAGUUCCUGAGAUAUUAGCAGUUUUUGACUGGCAAAACCAGGCUUUUGGCUCACCAGCUCUCUUUGAAAAUCAACCUACGGGUAACUGACUACUCAGGAAGCACAGCGCAUGUUCAUUUAGGGUCGCUGAGUUUGUUGAGACAAAAUUGUCACUUGCUAAAGUCCUCAGAAGAGCACGUCAAGCAGUGCAUAACUAUAGAGGAAGCAGACCCCAUUGCGGGAGGACUGGGGUCUGUGGCUGGUUCCGCUAUAGCCCACUCUACUACCGUAAAAUUUGCACACCUACUACAAUGGACCUGGCUCCCUGUCAUUACGCCGCUGAAUUGGCACCUUUUCAUCAAUUCAUAUUUUGGUUUUAGUUCUUCUUUAAUACAUUUCUUCAUAUUUAAUGUCAGCAAAAUAAUUGUGGGGCGAUAACUGCACUAAAAAAAGAAAGAAAAUCUAAUUAAGCUUAGUUUAGCCUUUAAAUGAUAAAAUUCCAGAGAUCGAGGGUUAUGUAUUGGUUGCUUUGUAUACUUAUACAGUAUCUGUAUUGAAUAUGCGUAUAAUAUACUACCAUGUGGUUUUAGACACACAAUGUUACAUUCUACCUUCUUUUUGUAUAUUGAAUCAAAUCUCUCUGUAUAAUCUGUUAUAAAUUUUUAAUCGUUCCAAAGAUAAGAGAUGUUAGCUCCAGCCUGACACCACUCAUCCCCGCACUUGUGCUCUUUUGGCUACUGCUGGCUGGUAGCAUUGGAUCUUAGCAUCAGUUUUUAGCAGUGCAAAUCAAACAACAUAUUGUUGAAUGUAACUGUUAUAGAAUGCAAAAAACUGGAAUAGAUCUAGACACUACUGUAAGGGGCAGACUUAUCGAAAUGUGAGUUUAGAGCUUAAUACAUAAAAACUCAUGUUCUGUUCAUUCCUAUGGGAUUUUUAAAAGUGUAUUUAUCAGUGAUUAAAAGUCAGAACGCACCAUUUGAUAAUGAAUAGAACAUAACCUAACUUUAUAUUACCAAUGUAAAGGUAGUGAGUUGCAUCAAUAACUGCUACCAACUUGUGCAAGGCAAAUUCAGAUGCUGAUGGCCUUAUUAGAAUCCUGGAAAUCAUGCCAUUCCCACAACGUAAAUAUUUUUUAGCAACAUUCAUGCAAUUUGCAAAACACCCAUGCUAAUGAGAAUAUGUAUUGUUGCAUUAAACAGACAUUUUAGCGUAUGCAUAUUAGUGUGCACCUACGUUGACACUGGAAUUCUGGGUAAAACAUAGAACUGUGGGUAAAACAUGUCACUUUGCAUCCAAAGAUGACAUUUUGCACCAUGCACUGACUUCGUAAAUGUCCCUAAUAUCUCUUCUUUAGAACUUGACAGAAUUUAAAAUAGAUUAGACUUAGUGACCAACCCAGAUAAUGACAAAUAAAUUUAAAAUGUAAUUUCAUGAUAGUUUCUGUUUAAAGAAGGGGUUAGAGGUGCAGAGCUUGCAUUCAAACAUUGUAAACAUCCAAGAGCAACAGAAAUCUGCAAUGACUUAUUGUUUUAUUUUGCAUUGUAAUAAACACACUUGUAUCAACUGUUAUACCUUAAGAAUGCUAUUUUUAUAAAUAAUACAUUAUUUUUGUAAA